Plodia interpunctella (Indianmeal moth) is the source of this 1270-nucleotide messenger RNA. RefSeq names its product phosphatidylinositol 4-kinase-like. The transcript is spliced from 2 exons. NCBI's taxonomy places the organism in Eukaryota, Metazoa, Arthropoda, Insecta, Lepidoptera, Pyralidae. The record is from RefSeq and is a predicted model, not a curated record. The coding region runs from base 208 to 873 and encodes 221 amino acids.
CAGUCUUGCCGCGAUACAAUAUUACAUCCAGAAUUUCCAAUGACAAUGUUUUAAAACACGACCAAGAACAAUAUAACGUUUGUUAUAUUAUUAUAAACAUUUCAGUGAGAAUAUACACACAGACAUUCUCACUAUUAUAUUGUAAAACAAUGAGACUGGUAUUCAUCGAUUAGUUCUGUUUUUGAUGUCCGUGCGGAAGCACUUAAAAUGUUCUUUGAAAUUGUGUUCGUUGUCCACCUUUUUCUUACCACAUUGAAUGGGGAGUCACUUGAAGAAAUGAGUCCGUUCAUGUACAGCAAUGCUGGUAACGCUGUCAACUUCAAUGACAUCUACUCCAUCACCAACAGCCUAUCGGGCAACAACGCUGUACCCGACUUGAAAGAAGACGAGUACAAUAUCCACAUCAUCCCCUCACAACUAGUGGAGUUCAGCACAAAAACAACCACUGAAUUUUACACAACCCCCAUCACCGCUAUUCCGCUGCCAAAAUACGUUCAGAACAUACAGUUGUUAAAAAAUUCGCGCAAGCCAAUGACGAGCACUAUUGCAAAAAUAACACCGUAUAACAACAGACUUUCGAACAUAGAUGGAGCAACAAAAAAUAAUUAUUUUACCAACAUAUUUACCAAUGAUGGUAGCUAUACGCCAAAUUUGCCAGCUGAAAAGCAACAAGUGAAGGAAGUUGUUGUUGAUACUACAACAACGACGACUACUACCACUACGACGCAAGCUCCCACAACGACAACUACCAGGAUACCAGCACAUAGAGAAAGAGGAAUUUUAGACUUACUAUUUCCGCCUAAAAGAGUCCAAACUUUUAAGAGCAUGUUUGACACAGUCAAAAGUAUUUUAUCCUACACGUUCAAGAGAUAGUUUGGACAUUCUAUAGACACAGUGUUGUGUUUUAUGUGAUGUGGUAAACAUUAUAUGGUACAUGAGAUAAAGACUACAAUUUUGGGUGGAUAAUUGUAUAUAAUUAGUAUCUAAUUUUUAUAAAAACUAAAUGCUAUUCAACCUACUUCGAAACAAAGGUUGUGAUAUAUGUUUUGUACAAGAACAUUAUAUAUCCUAACCAGUGAUAGGUCAGCCAGCCCGACGCAAACCCAUCUAUAACCCGGGUUUACGCCCGACUUUUUGAGAAGAAACUGGGACUAAACCCAUCUAUGACCAGAUAGAUUCUAUGUAUGGUUUUGUAUGGCUAGAAAUGAUCUGAAUGAAUUCUAAAAGUAUAUUUUUACUUAUGUCACGUGACGCGAUGUGACUUGUCCAA